CAUUUUCUUGCAGCUCAAUCCAUUUCACACGCACUGUAUAUUAAUUAAUUAAUUCCAUGACCUCUUUCUUUCAUUUGACAAUUUCCCUCUCUCCGUAUCAUCUCCCUCUAUGUCUUCCGCUUCUUUCUCCACCUUCCUCCCCUCCGACGACGACCGCGCCACCGCCGCCGGCCGAGGGCUGGCCCACCGGACUGCCGAGAGGACCGGCUCCGGAGUGCCCAAGUUCAAAUCUCUGCCCCCGCCGUCGCUCCCUAUAACCUCCCCCGCCGCCGCCUCGCCGUCGUCCUGGUUCGCGAUCCCUCCCGGAUUAAGCCCGGCGGAGCUUCUGGAUUCUCCGAUUCUGCUAGCUCCGACCAACAUUUUGCCUUCUCCGACAACGGGAACUUUUCCGAUCCAGGGUUUGGGUUUGGGAUUCGACCGGAAAACCAAUUCCGAGCCGAAAGAUUUCAAGAUUAUCGAACAAAACCCCUUUCCAGACUUCACUUUCCAUACCCAAACACGCUUCCAAUCAUACCACACUCUGCAGGAAGAUCAGACAUGGCAGAGUUACGACCAAGAACAACAGCCCGGCAACCAAUCAUCGGAAAAAUCCAACGAUUUCACUUCAACUCAGAGCUUUUCCCCGCCGGAGAUGGAGAUCUCCGCCGCCCAAACGACGGACGACAAAAAACCGGCCGGUGGCGGUGGCGUUCAGAAAAAGUCCGACGAUGGGUACAACUGGCGAAAGUACGGGCAGAAGCAAGUUAAGGGCAGCGAGAACCCCAGAAGCUAUUACAAAUGCACCUACCCGAACUGCCCGACGAAGAAGAAGGUCGAGAGGUCUCUAGAAGGUCGCAUCACUGAGAUAGUCUACAAAGGCAGUCACAACCAUCCCAAGCCUCAGCCCACGCGCCGCUCUUCUGUAAUAAACCCGGCUGAGAUCUCGAUCUCCGACCACGUCGGAAAAUCCGAUCAGUUCUCGGCGCCGACGCCGGAGAAUUCUUCCAUUUCCGUCGGGGAUGAGGAAUUCGAGCAGGCCUCACAGAAGACUGGAGACGAUCGGAUCGUUGAUGAAGAAGAAGAAUCACGCGAUGCCAAGAGAUGGAAAGGUGAGAGUGAAAGUGAAGAAGGAAUAAUUUCGAAUUCGAACAGAGCAGUGAGAGAACCGAGAGUGGUGGUGCAGACCACCAGCGACAUAGAUAUCCUCGACGACGGCUAUCGGUGGCGGAAGUACGGUCAGAAAGUGGUGAAGGGGAAUCCUAAUCCCAGGAGCUACUACAAGUGCACGACGCAGGGGUGUCCAGUAAGAAAGCUCGUUGAGCGAGCAUCGCACGAUCCACGUGCCGUCAUCACUACUUACGAAGGGAAGCACAACCACGAUGUCCCGGCCGCUCGCGGCGGCGGAGGCGGUGGCGGUGGCGGCGGCGGCGGCCACUCCCUAAGCCGGCCGGUGCCCAAUAACAACUAUAUGCAAAUGCGCCAACUCAGCGCCCUGCAGAUGUUGCCGGAGGCGGCAGCCGGCGGAUUUGGAUAUCCUCAAUUUGGGAGCUUGAUGGGGGCGUGGGGGCAGGAGCAUGAGACCAUUAAUAAUAAUAAUAAUAAUAAUAAUGUGUUGUUUGGUAGAGCUAAGGAUGAGCCAAGGGUUGACGUGUUCGCUCACGAUUAGUCGCUGCCGUGCUAGCUAGCUAGCUAGCUGGGAAAGUAUUUUUUUUGUAUACCUCCAUUUCUUUAUUGGUAAUAAUAAUGGUUAUUAUCAUUAUUAUUA
Messenger RNA from Andrographis paniculata, 1744 nucleotides. RefSeq names its product probable WRKY transcription factor 26. NCBI's taxonomy places the organism in Eukaryota, Viridiplantae, Streptophyta, Magnoliopsida, Lamiales, Acanthaceae. The coding region runs from base 110 to 1645 and encodes 511 amino acids. Gene Ontology annotation, biological process: regulation of DNA-templated transcription. The record is from RefSeq and is a predicted model, not a curated record. Gene Ontology annotation, molecular function: DNA-binding transcription factor activity; sequence-specific DNA binding. The transcript is spliced from 5 exons.